Ostreococcus tauri is the source of this 1281-nucleotide messenger RNA. RefSeq names its product Mitochondrial substrate/solute carrier. Lineage: Eukaryota; Viridiplantae; Chlorophyta; Mamiellophyceae; Mamiellales; Bathycoccaceae. The transcript has a single exon. The record is from RefSeq and is a predicted model, not a curated record. Gene Ontology annotation, biological process: transmembrane transport. Bases 1 to 1281 code for a protein of 426 amino acids.
AUGGGCCCGCGCGAGGGCGUCGACCGCGCGCGCGAUCGCGGGACGGUGUGGGCGUCGCGUCAGCGGUCGCGCGCGGUGCGGGGGCGAACGGGCGUCGGGUCGGGUCGAGGCGCGGACGCGGCCGCGGCGGACGAUCGAGGCGCGGGAGCGGUCGAGACGGUGCGUGGGAACGUACACGGUGGGGUGGGUGGUGCGGGGACGCGUCGGCGUUGGCGCAAGGGGUUCUUGGCGCGCGCGGGGGCGGGGCGGGGCGCGACGCGCGAGGCGACGACGCGCGCGCCGAGCGAACGCGUCGUCGCGGCCAAGCUGAUCGCGCGCAGGGGGGAGCGGAAGACGAAUACGAGGCAAGAGGAAGCGGUGAAGCGCUUGGCGAGCGGGACGUGCGCCACGGUGGUCGUGCGCACGAUACUCGCGCCGCUGGAACGGGUGAAGAUUGAAUAUUUGUUAAACGGGAGCAAGCUCAAGCCCGAGGAGCUGGUGCGGGCGAUCAUGCGCAAGGAAGGGGCGCUGGGACUUUGGAAGGGGAACGUGCUGAACAUUGCGCGGACGGCGCCGUUCAAGGCUAUCAACUUUUGUGCGUUUGACACGUAUCGAGAGUUUGUCAUUCGCUCCUUCCCGCCGGGGAGCGACGGGAGAAGGAUCGGAUUGUUAUGCGCCGGCGCCGGGGCCGGGAUGACGGCGGUCGUCACGUGUUUUCCCAUGGAUGUCAUUCGCACGCGGUUGCUCACGACGGGUGGGAAGGAAAAGUAUGGAUCUUUCCUCGCGUGCGUGCGCACCAUGUACCGUCAAGAGGGCACGAGCACGUUUUACCGCGGCAUCACCCCCGCGCUCGUCUCCAUGGUUCCCAACGCCGCGGUGUACUAUAGCAUUUACGACGGCUUAAAGAAUCGUCGACUGGCCCAGCUCAACGCCGAGCUCGCCGAGCAGAAGAAGAGACAAAAGGGUGGGAAACGCGACGACGACACCGAGGUGCGAACCAUCGAGCAAAAGAACAUGAUGCUCUACGGCGCCAUCGCUGGGAUCGCCUCCGAGGCGACGACGUACCCAUUCGAGGUCGUUCGUCGUCGCAUGCAGAUGCAAAGCGGGCGUUCGACCACCGAUCUGGUCAUAGGACGAAAGGCGCUCAUGAGCGUCGUCACUUCGUUUCGCACCGUCGCGAGCGCGACGGGAUGGAAAUCCCUCUACGCCGGCCUCGGUCCGAGUUGCAUCCAGGUCUUACCCUCCGCCGCGCUCGGGUACUACACGUACGAGAUGUUCAAGCUCCUAUUCGACGUCGAUUGA